AUGGUGCUGUCAUACAUACCAAGCGUUCUUCUAUUUCCAAUCUACAUGGUAUGCCUAAUAUCCGUCAUGUUCGUCACCAAAAACACCUCAGAAUUGCUUUUCAGUAGAUUUUCGCUGCAAAACAAUUUAAUAAGAAGUACGUAUGAUCCUGAAGCAAUGAUCUACAUCGUUGAUGGUGCGGAUGACAGCAGGAGAAUUUCUGACCAUUUAGGCAAAAUAGAGUAUAUUGAUCUUAGAGACUGGAAAUUUUUACCAAAAGGUAAUUUUAACAUUACGGCAAAAAAAGGAUACAAUUUCGUAUUUUUGUACGAGGAUAGCGCAUCCAUGAUGCCUACAAAGGUGAUUUUCUUGAAACAAGCACCCGAUAAGAAAAUGAACUUUGCAGAAUUGAUGGGAUUUAUAGGGAACAACAAGGAGGAGAACGAUAUAGACGACAUCAAAUCGCUAAACACCAUGCUUUAUCUCUCGCUAUACGGAUAUAUGGACCAUUUUUCUAUAUCAGUGCUCAAUAAUGCCGUGAUGGGGUACAUCAACCACGAUAUCUAUUUUAUUAUACGGGUAAAUUCUCCAUUAACAAAGCUAAGAAAGGAGGAGGACGAGAAAGUGUUAUAUCCUAUCCUGGCAAGGCUAAUAAGAGCAACAAUACUGGCGAAGAAUGAAAACAAGACGUAUAUGGUACAAUUUCGAAACAAGGAUUUGAACAUCAAAACUUUUUUGUUUUUCUACACACGAAAGAGAAACGAGCAGGCUAAGAAAAUAUACGAAGAGAUCAUUAGGAGUGAAUUGAGCUUUGAAUUGCCUGAGGUGCAAGUUGAUUGCAUCAGUAAGUGGAAGAAUAUGGACUACGAGCAGGAGUUGAUCAGUAGAAGGAGCAAAAUUAGGUUUAUUGGAUAAUGUCAAUGUGAAAGGCUGCUGUCUAAUAUGAGAUCUGAACGAUUAUUGGUUAAAAAAGUCAAUUGGAUGGCUUUCUUCAUGAUAUAUGCCGGUUGUAUAGUUUGAGAGGAUAUUUAUUAGUUCAAAAGACAAGUUCUUCGUGUUGACUUGUUUCAUAUUCUUUAAAAUAGUUUUUUAAACGGUCGGUUCCACCGAUUUUGGCACCAAGCGCUUGGAUAUUUUGUGAGAAAUCCAUUAUUUUCCUACGUUUACUUUCGACGGGUUUAACGAACUUACUAUCACCAACACUUCUAUAA
Molecule: messenger RNA, 1190 nt
Organism: Vavraia culicis subsp. floridensis
Lineage: Eukaryota; Fungi; Microsporidia; Pleistophoridae
Exons: 1
Coding region: 1-894 (297 amino acids)
Source: RefSeq, a predicted model, not a curated record